Molecule: messenger RNA, 1341 nt
Organism: Sinocyclocheilus grahami
Lineage: Eukaryota; Metazoa; Chordata; Actinopteri; Cypriniformes; Cyprinidae
Product: Bardet-Biedl syndrome 4 protein
Exons: 14
Coding region: 49-1341 (430 amino acids)
Biological process (GO): cilium assembly; protein localization to cilium
Cellular component (GO): ciliary basal body
Molecular function (GO): protein binding
Source: RefSeq, a predicted model, not a curated record
GCCAUAGUGACAGAAGCGUCCGCCGGAAGUGAGGAGGAAGGGAGCGCGAUGGCGGACGACGCGAUGAAAACAGAUGUGCAGCUGCCUGUAGCCACAGACCUCAAGAAACCUCGUCCAAAGAAAGCUCCUGAGCUUCCGAUUCUGGAGAGGAGAAACUGGCUUAUACAUCUGCAUUAUAUCCGCAAAGAUUAUGAGACCUGCAAGGCCGUUAUUAAAGAACAGCUGCAUGAAACCCAAGGCAUGUGUGAAUAUGCUGUGUAUGUGCAAGCUCUGAUCAUGCGGUUAGAGGGGAAGAUCCAGCAGUCUCUGGAGUUGUUCCAGAGUUGUGCCAUCCUCAACCCCAAAAGCUCAGACAACCUCAAGCAAGUGGCUCGAUCCCUUUUCCUGUUAGGGAAGCACAAAGCCGCUAUCGAGGUUUAUAAUGAAGCAGCACGUCUCAAUCAGAAAGACUGGGAAAUCAGCCAUAAUCUGGGCGUUUGCUACAUCUACACCAAAGACUUCAGGAGUGCCGAAGAACAGUUAAACUUGGCAUUGCAGCUGAAUAAACACGAUCUGACCUACAUGAUGCUGGGAAAAAUCCACUUACUGCAGGGCGACACAGAGACAGCCAUUGACGUCUACAAGAGCGCUGUGGAGUUUUCUCCAGAGAACACAGAGCUGUUGACUACACUGGGACUGCUGUACAUGCAGCUUGGGAAAUACCAGAAAGCCUUUGAGCACCUCGGAAACGCUCUGACAUACGACCCCAAUAACUUCAAGGCCAUCCUCGCGGCCGGCAGUAUGAUGCAGACUCAUGGAGAUUAUGACGUGGCCAUGAAUAAGUACCGUGUGGCAGCGUACUCUGUCCCUGAGAGCCCGCCGCUCUGGAAUAACAUCGGGAUGUGCUUCUUCGGCAAAAAGAAAUAUGUGGCUGCCAUCAGCUGUCUGAAGAGGGCAAACUAUCUGUCUCCGUUUGAUUGGAAGAUCCUAUAUAAUCUGGGUUUGGUUCAUCUCACCAUGCAGCAGUACGCAUCAGCUUUCCACUUUCUGAGCGCCGCCAUCAACUUGCGGCCGCGCAUGAGCGAACUCUACAUGCUACUGGCCGUUGCUCUGACCAAUCUGGACGACGCAGAUAACGCCCGCAGGUCUUACGAGCAGGCGCUUCAGCUGGAGGAGUCAAACCUGCUGGUGAACCUGAACUUUGCGGUGUUCCUGUAUAAUCAGGGCGAUAAGAAGGCCGCCCUGCUGCAGUUUCAAGAGAUGGAGAGAAAAAUCAACAUUCAGGUGGACAAUAACAGCAACACUGAGUUUGACCCAGAGGUACUGAACCAGUCUUAUUCUGAGCAAAAUCUGGCCAUUUAG